This is a messenger RNA of Chironomus riparius, 1140 nucleotides long. Lineage: Eukaryota; Metazoa; Arthropoda; Insecta; Diptera; Chironomidae. The record is from the annotation of a GenBank genome assembly.
CAGCAAUGAAAGAAGUUAAAAUGGCAGCAAAAAUCACAGAUUUUUUCAAAAUUGAACCAAAAUCAUUAAAAGUUGAUGAAGAAAUUAAAAUUUUACCGCCAAUUCGUAAGUGUCAAGUAGUUCUACAGGAUAUCAAUCAUAAAAUUGGAAGCAACGAGCUGAAAUUAUUUGAAAAAAUAUCAUUUAAAGGAAAGCAUAUUUGCAAAUAUUGUGGAGAAGAGUUUACUCAGCAAUGGAAUUUAAUAAAACACAUGAAAAUGAUUCAUCCAUCUGAGCUCACCUUAUUUAACUGCCCAAUAUGCAAUCAACGAUUUGAUAAAAAGUCCUUUAUGGAAGUUCACAUGAAAAAGGAACAUUCUAAUGGGCAAAUUAUUGAAAAGAAAUUUGAGUGUGAUAUUGAUGGAAAGAUUUUUAGUUCUAAGGUUAAUAUUAAAGUACACAUGAUUUGUCAUCUACCUAUGGUUGCAUGUUCAAUGUGUCCUAAAAUUUUAAAACCUCAUUCCAUGAGAAUUCAUUUGAACAGAUUUCAUACACCUGAUAAGAAGUAUUUUUGUGAAAUUUGUCCAAAACAUUAUGGAACUAAACAAUUAUUAAAAAUUCACAAAAAAACUCACAAGAAACGAUUUGAGUGUACAAUAUGCAACAAAAUGUUUUCACACAAGAAUCACUUUAAAUACCAUAAGAAGUGUGUUCAUGAAAAUCCUAGAAACUUCGAAUGUGAAAUUUGUGGUCUGAAAUUCAACGAGAAACGUUUUCUUUUAAAGCAUCAAGUAAUUCACAAUAAAAAUCGCAUAAAAUUGUUUAAAUGUCAACGAUGUGAAUGUGCGUUUGAUAAUAAUUACAAUUUAAAAAAACAUCAAAAAGCACACGAACGUCAAGACAAAAAAGUUGCAUUGAUGGAAAAUCCAUUAAAAUGUAAUCUCUGUCAAAAGUUUUACAAAAAUGAGAAAUCAUUGACCAUUCACCUGCUUCGUGUUCAUCCGAAAAAUUUGUAUCAAUGUGAUUUAUGUGCCCUAUUUAUUAAAGCUAAGAGUUUGUUACUCAAACAUUUAAAUAUUCAUCUUCGUAGUUAUUUAAGUGUCAAGAAACCGUAAAUCAUUUUAAGGAUCGUAAAAUUGACCAGCCAAAUAAUUGUUAAGC